AAAUUUCAGUGCUAAUCACACUGAUACAUUGUUCAAAUGUUAUCACAUCACAGUUCUUUACCUUUAGGUGUUGGUUUUUAUCAUAAAAAGCCUUAGCGCUAUUUGUAGUGGAACCAUUCAUUUAGGGUAAUAAUAUACUAUGUCAAGUUUUCUGAUGUGAGAUUGAAUAAUUCUUCAACACUAAAAUCAUUUCCUUUUAAUUCUCUAAAAGCUAAUAACCUUCGAAAAUCCAUCUCUGUACCUAAUUUCAACACUAUUUAUACCACAUUCUAGUUAUGCUAGCUAGAGUAAUCGGUCUCAGCUACUGAAUAUCUAUACAAUUAAUAUGGAUUUCAAAGCUGUGAUCCUUCUGUUUGCCUCCAUUCUCUUACUUACUACAAAGGUCUCAUCUACUCAUGAUCAGGAACUCAAGAUAAAGAAUCAGAGUGAACGCCGUAGUUUAUUUAAUAUUUGGAUAUAUCCACGCAUUCCAUUUUGGAGCCCAGCAUUCAGGGAUCCAUAUCAACCAAAACGUCCACUGUAUAAACCGGAGGCUCCCAUAGUAAUGGAGGCCACGCCACCCACUUCCGAUGCAACUCCACCACCAUCGGCGAAUACCAGCUCAGAUUGCUUCAAGUUGUGUGACGUGAGGUGCAAAAUCGAAAAGAACAAGAAGAUCUGCAGGAAAUCGUGCAUGUUAUGCUGUGCCCGCUGCAAAUGUGUUCCGCCGGGAGACUACGGCACCAACAUGGACAAGUGUGGCAAAUGCUAUAGUACUGAUAUACAGUAUCACGGACACAAGUGCCCUUGACCUAUAUAUUAAUCUUGUAAUUAAUCAACUAAUUAAGCAUGAAGUCGAGAUAAUUAUUAAGUAUUAUGAGGAUUGAUCGUAAAGGACAAAAAAUAAAAGGCCAAUAUAUAUAAUUAUAUAUAUAUGGUAUUUAUAUGGCCUACGCGUCCCAUAUUUCAAUAGUAAUUAUUGUUCGUUUAAACUUCGAAACUUCAAUAGUAGAAUUAUAUUCAAUUGUCCAA
Malus domestica (apple) is the source of this 1011-nucleotide messenger RNA. RefSeq names its product gibberellin-regulated protein 14-like. The record is from RefSeq and is a predicted model, not a curated record. NCBI's taxonomy places the organism in Eukaryota, Viridiplantae, Streptophyta, Magnoliopsida, Rosales, Rosaceae.